This is a messenger RNA of Drosophila santomea, 369 nucleotides long. It is a transcript of the gene Ccdc56, whose product is annotated as cytochrome c oxidase assembly factor 3, mitochondrial. Gene Ontology annotation, cellular component: mitochondrial inner membrane. NCBI's taxonomy places the organism in Eukaryota, Metazoa, Arthropoda, Insecta, Diptera, Drosophilidae. The transcript has a single exon. Gene Ontology annotation, biological process: mitochondrial respiratory chain complex IV assembly. The record is from RefSeq and is a predicted model, not a curated record. The coding region runs from base 106 to 369 and encodes 87 amino acids.
GUUCCAGCUAACGGUCAGCUGCGGCCACACUAUUGCUCUGCGACAGAUUUCAUAAUUCUCAAAUCAGCGAGGAAAGCACAAAAACUUCGUUUAGGACCGUUUAUAAUGUCGGCGUCGGAGCAGGGACCUAAGAUCAAGUACGGAGAAAGCGCUCCUAAGCUGGACAAGGCGCAGCUGCAGUUCAUGAAGCUGAUCGAGGAGCAGAACCUGGACCGCGUGCAAAAACUGAAGCGCAUCCGACGCAACAAUCUUCUGACCGCCGGCGCUUUGGGUGUCUCCGUUUUGGCCAUCUACGGCUACUCCAUCUUUUCGGUGCAGCAGGAGAAGUUUCUGGACGACUUCGAGGAGCCCAAGAAGGUGUCCUCCUAG